Corticium candelabrum is the source of this 1231-nucleotide messenger RNA. Its product is annotated as phosphatidate cytidylyltransferase, mitochondrial-like. Bases 8 to 1138 code for a protein of 376 amino acids. Gene Ontology annotation, cellular component: mitochondrion. NCBI's taxonomy places the organism in Eukaryota, Metazoa, Porifera, Homoscleromorpha, Homosclerophorida, Plakinidae. The record is from RefSeq and is a predicted model, not a curated record. The transcript has a single exon. Gene Ontology annotation, molecular function: phosphatidate cytidylyltransferase activity. Gene Ontology annotation, biological process: cardiolipin biosynthetic process; CDP-diacylglycerol biosynthetic process.
UAGCGCUAUGAGGGGUCAAGUACGAUUGAUUGUGAAACACCCUCGCUUCUGUAUGUGUUGCAAGAAACCACGGGCGUCAGUGAUCAUAUGUAGAAGUCUAGUGGUCGGUACACACUGCCCUAUGCCUUCUCCAUCCUCAUCAGUAGAGCUUCAAGUAAAAGAGUAUCGGGAAUUGCUGACAUUUUUUCCACCUGGCAUUUCUUUAGCAUUUGCGUAUGGAUCUGGUGCUUUUAAUCAAGGGAGCGUAGUUAAGAAAGAAGAUAACAUGUUGGAUCUUGUUUUCUCUGUUCAUAAUUCAUCUCUGUGGCAUGAAGAAAACUUGAAGAUUAACCAAGAGCACUACUCAGCUCUACAAAAGUUUGGACCUAGAGUAGUCACACAGAUACAACGAAACUAUGGGGCUUCAGUGUAUUAUAAUUCAUUAGUCAGACAUCGUGGUCGUCUUAUUAAAUAUGGUGUCAUCAGUGUAGACGAUCUGAUUGAUGAUCUCAAUCACUGGAAAACUCUUUACAUCAGUGGUAGAUUGCACAAGCCGGUUAUGAUGAUUGUGAAGAGUCAAGAUGAACAACUUGUUGCGGCACUUAAAGCAAAUUUGAGACAUGCUGCAAGGACUGCUCUGCUUUGUCUGUCUGAGACAUUUAGUGAGACGGAGUUUUAUGUACAGGUUGCUGGUCUCUCAUACAUGGGUGACUUUAGAAUGACUUUUGGUGAAGACAAGAACAAAGUUACUAAUAUUGUGUUUUCGAAUUUGAAUCAAUUUCGUGGCUUGUACUUUCCAGUCUUAAAAGAACUUGGAUUAGAGAGACAUGAGGAGAGACUGCAAAACACUAACUCAAUGGAACACACUGUUUACUUUAAGCAAAAUCUUAAGCUUCGGCAGAAUCUUGUCACAGCAUUGCCAUCUCACUUGAAGGAAAACUUAAUGAAAAGACUGAAAGUAAAGGGAAUGAAGCUUGAUUCAAAUUGUGCCUGUGACAUCGAUGUCUCUUCUGAUAUUCAGUGGGCAGUUAGUUCUAUUGUUAAUCGGUUCAGCUGGACUCAGAGUGUGAAAGGAAUAGUGACUGCUGGUAUAUCCAAAUCAAUAAGAUAUGGUGCCGCGAAGGUGCUCAAGAUGUGGCAAAGUUUGUUUAGGUCAUAAGUAAUUAUAUUUGUUCAGCUGCAUAGGCUUUAGGUGAUUUGUUAGAUGAGUCUGAUCCUUCUGCAUUUUACACAUGUCAAACAAUUGUUGUGA